Magallana angulata is the source of this 6008-nucleotide messenger RNA. RefSeq lists its product as uncharacterized. The coding region runs from base 65 to 5998 and encodes 1977 amino acids. The transcript is spliced from 13 exons. The record is from RefSeq and is a predicted model, not a curated record. NCBI's taxonomy places the organism in Eukaryota, Metazoa, Mollusca, Bivalvia, Ostreida, Ostreidae.
CGUAAGAAAAACAUCAUGGCGUUGUGAAAAUGAUUUUUUACAAGAUUUUAGAACAAAGAAGAAAAUGGAACAACUGAAUUUAUCUACAAGACCAAAAUCACCAGAGAGGGACAAGUGUUACGAUGCGGGAGACGGACUUCCAUUAUGGAAAUCACUGCCUUUGUACUCCAAAUUCCCCAUGCUACCAGUUCCAAAGGGGACCAUCACAUUGUGUACAACAAAGCUAUGCGAACCGCUGUAUAAAGUUAAUGACUUGGAGUUUGACCUAAGUGACCCCUAUUGUCACGUAAUUUCCAAUGAGUACCAACCCUUACACGACCCCCACCUAAAGAACCACUACAACCUCCCACGCAUGCGCCGUCAUCUCCGUAAGAAGGGGUUCAUCACGGAGAGGGACAAGGUCAUUUGUAACCUCCGGGAGUUCAACCAAUACAGACAGUACCUCCACAAAAUGUGUCUGCUGGAAAUGGCCAAGGAACGCAAGGAAAAAGAGGAAGAAGAGAGACUCCGGAAAGCUUCCCAGGAGGAGAGGGGAGGGAGACCGGAGUCCCGGGGGUGUCAGGUCAGGGCACGGCUCCAUCAAAUGAGAGAGGAGACCAGGAAAAGGAUUCAGAGAGAAAUUGAAGAGAAAGAGGAGAGACUGAAGUUAAGGUUACACGAAAUAGAGAUCCGCAAAAAACUGAGAGACAACCAGCGGCGUCAGCUGUUACAGAGGCGGCACGCGGCGGUGGCCGAGUACCACGACAAGAUGAUGAGAGAAAACAUGAUGCUAAAUCGUCAAUGGAGACAGAAGGAGAGACUCCGCCAGCUCAGACUGGAGGAGUACAAACGGAAGAGACAGCUCUCCAAACAGAAAAGAGAUUUUGAGAUGUGGAAUUCACGGAGGGCCGAGCAGUUCCAGCGAAUUGCAGCGGCAGAAGAGGCGCGAAAGGCGGAGGAAGUCAGACGCGAAAAGAGCAUGGCCGAACGGGAUCAAAAAUUCACUCAACAUCGCGAGAAACUACAGGCGCACCUGGAGGAGAUCCAGCGCCAGUCCCGGAGUGAGCGGGAUAAGACAGAGAGGGAACACACGGAGAGACUGACCCGGCGUCUGGCCAUGGUCAAACACAGGAUGGCCCGGGCACGGAGGGGUAGACGAAGUAGAUGUCGCUAUGAGAGUUUGUGGGCUUUGGAGGACAUCCUCAGAGAAAUGGCCACGUCAGACCUUCUUUUCUCUGGUAGGGAAUCGACUGGCCAGUUUCUGAGAAUGUUGAAUGAGGCUCUAGAUGCUGAGAUAAAGAAACUCGGGGAAGACGAGCCUGGAUACGACAAUGAGGAGGACAUCAUCACAAAGGCCAGAGAGAUCGUAGAUUCCGUCAUCCAUCGAGUCAACACGGAAGUUUACCCGGUAUAUGUGCAGAUGCGCCGGGAAGAGCAAAAGAGUACAGUGAGGUUUGGUAAAGACGACUCCAUUCCGCCGAACCGUGCGGUAGACCGGACUAAGCUCCGCCCAGUCAGUGAUCACGUGCUGACCCCGAUCUCAACCCCUUGUGUCAUUGGAAAAGUCAUCUCGACGGAGAAAUGUUCGGAGAUGAAAUUAGUGGAAAGCCUCCUUAAUCGUCUCCUUGACGACCUGAACCGAGGACGGCUUACGGAAGAAGAGGUCAACCUCCUUACGGGGUAUGCGAUGGACGUGGUGUAUAACCGCAUCAAGGGGGUAGGGGUCGGCUACGACAUGGGCAAGAUCGCCGAAAGUGUGGUGGAAUUCACACUCGAGAAGAUCCUGAACGACAUCCGGUCUAACAAUGUUCCCCAUGAAGAAGUGACCGAGAUAGCUGCCUUGAUGAUUGGUAAAAGAAUGGAGAGCGAUGCCUCGGAUAUCAGCAUUAGUUCUGAUGAUGAUCAACUUCAGAUGUUCAUCGACGACACACUAGAGUCCAUCAUCAAUGAUACAGGUAGAGAAUCGCCUCAGCAUGACGCAAUUUUGGAGGAAUGGAUAAUGAAUACGCUUAAAGAAAUCUCAGACGACAUCAACCACGAUAGGCUGUCCAAGGGAGUGGUGGCGGAAAUGGUGUCCAUGAUGACCACACACGAAGACAGUGGAGAUAUCCAAGUCGUGGCUUUACGGCCAUUCUUAGAGAAAGUAAUAGAGGAGAUAGGAGAAGAGCAAAAUACACCCUUAUAUAAAGUGGUCCACGCCAUUGUAUCGGCGUACCACGCCUAUAAGAUUGCGGCGCUGGAAUCUUUUAGCCAACUGAUCAGACUGCUCAUAGAGAGACUCAACCAAGCAAACAUGGACAGCGAGUUGAAAGACUCCGACAUAGAUCUCAAUAUUCUACAAGAUGCUGCUGAAAAACUGUCAUCAAGUGCUCUGAGCAAGGUCAGGAUAAGCGACAUGGCUACAAGCAUUGCAAAGGUAUUCCAAGGCCAUGAAUAUACAACUACCUCCAGUCAGUUGGUUGACGAUGUCAUUGAGAAGGCAAAGAGCCUAGUCACAAACUCAGAUUUUCCAACUCUCAAAGGAUACGCCAAAGCGAUGUCAGAGGCAUUAGAAACUCUUCUUUUCGUCAUUCAAGAAGAGGAAAAAAGCUGUCAAGUCGAUCCAAACUAUCUCAGUAAAGUAAACGAUCUUGUUGUCAAUAUUCUCAAAGUAGUAGAAAACGGCCUGGAGAGCGACGGUUUCACCGCUGAUGAUGUACAGGACAUGACAAGAAUCUUUACAACUAUUGUAAGUCGAAGUGUAUCGCCAACAAAAGAGGGUUCAAGAGAGAAGAUGCUCAUUACGCAUAUUUCUGACCUUCUCGGCACACUUGAAUCCGGGCAACUGGACCCACAGGAACUCUUGCACCUCGGUAGUGCACUAAUUGAGUGCGGAAAUCGGUUGCUCCUAGGCCAUGAGGCAGUGGACUCGUCUAUUUUAUCCAAAGAACCGUCUCUGACUAGUUCUGCUGUUGAUUCCGAUGUUUUGUCACACAUAUUGUAUUCCAUUCAGGAUGAAAUGAACAAAGGCUUGAUUACCAAAAAUGCGAUUAAAGAAUUGGCUCUAUGCAUUUUAAAUACGAGAGCAUCGGAGGGCUUCUAUGAAAAAAAAGUCAAGAAUUCCUUAGACGACAGAUCUAGUCCAACAUCUGCGGCCAAACUUGAGUUCGCGAAAGAAACGUUAAGGGAGAUGCUCAGUGAUUUUGAGCUUGGGAAUGUCGACAUGGAUAAGACAACAUCUGUUGCUCUAUCAGUUGUCUCUGAGUUGUCAGAUGGGUUUUGUGGUGAGCACAAGGACACGACAGAGAGAAUAGCUGAUACAAUAAUACAGCUGCUGCAAAGGGAUGAAGUCACAAAAAGCGAUACCAAGCGAAUCUUCUCCAUUGUUCUUCAACGUCUCGUAUCAGGGAUAGAAGAAACUCAUGCUGAUGAUCAAGUAAAAGCCAUUGAUAGUAAUUUGGCCAACUGUGUGGUAGAAGAAGUCCUUAGGAAAAUAGAGAGAGAUAUAACGAGUGGUCGACUCAGUGGUGGGGACAUUUUAUGUGUAGUAGACGACUCCAAAGAGGAAAGAAUCUCGGCCCUUAAAGGUCAUUGUGAUAUCGUGAACCUGACUCUUGCUGUAAUGCAGCAGUUCCUCUUGGAUAUGAACACCAAAAAGGCCACGAAAGAAUUUGUCCAGCAAUUUCUUUCUUCUGCUUUGCAAAUGGAUAUUCCCUCCGACGAAACUGCUCCAAUGUUGAGAAUGCGUGUCCGAGAUAUCAUGAAAGAAAUCAGAAAAAACAAACUUCAGUCUGUUCAUAUAAAAAGAUUUGUGCAUGCUUUUUCAUCUAAGUUAUUGGGAAAAGAUGACGAGACGUCGAAAAACGAGGCUGUGGCACUACUGAAGCAAGCUGUUCAAAAUGUCCAUCCAAGCAUAAUGUCCGACUUCAUUCGUCUGACGCUACAGACACUUGUCAGCGACUGCACUUAUUACCAGCGUGAAGAAAUGGAAACCGAACAACAAGGAUACGUUCUUCGAUCAAUGUCAUCUUUGGUAGCUGAUAGAGUUGUUGAUAACUUACUUCACACAAUAGAGCACGCUAUAAGAGAGGAAAGACCUGCACAGUCAGCGGAUCACCUCGCAGUGGACAACUAUCUUCUCAGUAGAUCAGACCUUUCCUGCAUUCCUUCCGAAGACUUGAAUGCCAUCAUAACAGGGACAUUGAACAGCAUUAUUAGCAGUAUGAGACUCGAGAAGCCAGUUGAAACUAAAAAGGAUCAUCCAAUAGAAGCCACGUCACAAAUUAUUCAUAAUUUUGUAUUAGAGAAGUUACAGGACAUUGUAGACAGUAUGCAAGAUAGCCUGGAAGAGGGCGAUGCAUUUACAAGGACAUCCAUUUUAAAACGGUCAUCUUCUACUGUUAUCGAAGGAGCAGGGGUCAAAAAAGUAAUUAGUGAUACAUUCAGAUCCGUAGUCGGUGAUAUUUCUACAGAGCCAGGGCGUGUCAAAUCCAACCAUGCGGAACAAUCCACGUCUACAGCGUCUUUAGAGGCGGAGGCUAUUGUAGUGGAAGCUCUCCAAGGAAUCAUUCAGCAUUACGAGGAGAGGGGAGUUGAUAUGUCCCAUGAUCAACUCAUCAAAGAACACAUGUUGUGUAUCCUAGAAAAUUUCAAGAAAGACAUAUACACUAACAAAGCCGUACACGACUCGCUUCAAAACAUAUUUAACUCAUUCAUUGUUCCUGUUGCGAGCUCACAUAUAGAAAACGAGGAAAUGGAAUCCGCGAUUGACGUCAUCAUAGAAAACGUGAAGUGCAGCAGUAUACCGGUAGCAGAUGUACCCAAUGUCAAGGACGGAAAACCGGACAAUCAAAGAGAAUCGAGCAUCCAACUGAUAAUGGAGAGGCCAGGUUUAGAUUUGCAAAAAAUGACAGAAAUGACACAAGAAAUGGCAUAUCUGUAUGACAAUUUUCAAUCGUCUGAAGAGGAAAUUGAUAAUGGGGAAUCAAAUCAUAGUUUGAAUGAACGAGUAGCCAGCGAAGUAAAAACAAUCGCUAAAGAAGUCCUUGAGAAGACAAUAGAUAACGUCCAGCACAACAAGUUGAGUAACGAUGAGCUUCUGACUCUAGCCUCGGCGAUAUCGGCGAACGAGGGCGAAGUGCCGAUGACACAGCUGCAAUACUCAGAGAGCAAGAUUGAGGAUAUGAUCGUGGAGGUUCUACAAAACACCGUAGAGGACCUGAGAGAAAGUGGCAUCAAUCAAGAAGACUUGCCAAUCAUAACAAAGAAUAUGUUCCAAGUGAAAGCAAACAAUGGAGGUAAAGAAACGACGGCUAACACGAGUACUUCUGAUGUUUCCCAUGCACCCUCUGGUGCUAUUGUGGAAAUGGUGACCUCUGUUCUCAGCAAGAUUGCGGCAAAUUUAUCAGAAGAGAGUGUCAAAUUCACGAAAGUUCAGAGGAGUGACGAGUGUGUUCAACAAAGCGCAUGCGACCAAUUGGACCAAGUGGGUGUGGAACAAGGCAAUUCAUCUCAGGAUAACAUGAAUCCAAAUGCCUUAAAACUCCCCACGGUAAGAUCGCUUGAAGAUAACGCAGGACCUUCAAAACGGACCACGCCAACUCCAGUUGUUCAAUCUGCACACGACAUCAGACACAAAACUCCCCAUCAGAGCGGUAAAAGCAAGGAUAAAUCUGAUCGAAACGUUCCGAAAAGAGGAACUUCAAAACCUCUAACACAGACACCAAAACAAACCCAAAGACAAAAGGCGACUCACAAAGCCUAUAGACCACCCUUUCCAAAGGAGAGUAAACCGCAUAUAAUAAAGAGUGUGAAAGGCGGUGUCUCUCCAAAAAGUGGUACUGAGAAGGUAAAGCAAGGAAACUUGGCUGUCAUAAAGCCUCGUCGAAGUCAUGAAAAGAAUUUGCUUCCAUGUAAUGCAGAGAAUGAAACCUUCACAAACCAGCUGGAGGAAUCGGCAGCAAAGGAUCUGCCGCAACAAGUGUAUUCUCUCUGGGGAUCGUUUAAGCUUGCGGUAAAGAGCGUUUACGAGACGUCGUAGAUUUCAUAAG